AUGGAAAGAAAUUUAUUAAAUUGGUUAUUUUUAAAAGGAAAAAUUGAUGGUGAUUGGAUUUUAGAAUAUGUAAAGAAUUUAUCAGAAAAUGGUUUACAUAUAUCAUUAAAAUCACUUUAUUUAUAUUGUAAAUUUCAAAUUAAUUUUAUUGAGGAAGAAAAAUUUGUAAAUUCUUAUUUAAUUAAAGAAUUGGAACAAAUUAACUCAUUAAAAGAUAAUCAUGAAUUUAUAUAUAGUAUUCAUGAUAAUUUUAUUAAAAAUAAAAUCAAAGAAUUAGAAAAAUGUUUUAAUAAUAAAAAAGAAAUUGAAAAUUUUACAAAACAACUAUUAAUUUGUUUGGAUAUAAUUAGAAAUAAUAAAAAAUUAUUAAUUAAAAAUGAAAAUUUUAAUUAUUUUAAUUUAAAAAAUAGUGAACAAAGUGGUGAAACUUUUUUAAACAAUAUCUGGAGAAAUGGUUUAAUUAAAGAGAAAAUAAUUUAUUAUUUAUCAAUUUUUAAAAAUAAUAGAUUUAAAAAGAAAUUUACAUCAAUUAAAGAAUUGGAACAAUAUAAAUUUAAAGAUUUUUUAGAUUAUGUUGAAUUAUCACUACCAAAUAAUAAUAAUAAUAACAAUCAAGAUAGUGAAUUUAUAAAUGAUUAUUUAGAGAAUCAAUUACCAUUGUCAAUUAGAAAAUUACAAAUUAAUAGUAAUUUUUAUAGUGGUGGUUAUUAUUAUCAAGGUCAACCAUAUACAAGAUAUAUUAAACCUUUAUCAAUAUCACCAUCUGUAACUUAUUUAGAUUUUAGUUGCCAUGAUGAAAUAAAUUCUCAAAUUAAUAUGAAAUAUGUUGAUUUUAAUUUACCAAUUUUAGAAAAUUAUUUUUUUUUAAAAAAUAAUAAAGAUCAACAACAACAACAACAAGUUACAUUUAAAAUAUUACAUUUUAAUACAAAUUUUGAUUCAAAAAUUAAUAUUGGUGUUAUUCCAGAAGGUGUUGAAACUAUUGAUUAUACUACAGGUUGUAAUCCAAGAGAUGGUUUACUAAAAUCUGAACAAUUUCCAAAAUCUUUAAAAACUUUAAAUUUCAAAAGAUUAAAUUAUGAACCACUUAAAAAAGAUGAUUUAUAUUGUAAAAAUCAAACAUUACCAACAACAAUUACAAAUUUAUACUAUGAUACAAAUACUAUAAUUGAUGUAAAUUUCUUUCCUCAAUCAAUUACAAUUUUAAAAUUGGGUAAUACAAAUUUAAGUUAUGGUGGUUCAAUGGAUAUAUUAAAAGCUGGUGUUUUACCAUCGAAAUUGAUUGAAUUGGAUCUUGGUGGUUAUUUUAAUGAAAUUGAGGAAAAUGUAUUACCAUCAACUUUAAAAUCGUUAACAUUGUGUGAUGGAUAUAUUAAAACUAUUAAACCAAGAUGUUUACCAAACUCAUUGGAAUAUCUUUCAUUUCACGGUGACGAUAGUGUUGUACCAAAAGUAAAUGAUGGAAUGCAAUAUUUAACAUUGAAAUCAGUUUUCAAAAAGAAUCAACCAUGUUUAAUUAAAGGUUCAUUACCAAUUGGUUUAAAAACUUUAAAGCUAUCUUCUCGUCAAUCAUUUUUAGAUAUAUUAAUACCAGAUGUAAUAACAAAAUCACAUUGCUCAUUAACUAAACUAUCAAUUAUUCAACAUAAAAUCUAUGAUUAUCAAGAUCAACUUGAAUUAUCAGAAGAAGGAACUACCUUAAAAAUUAAUAAUUGGAAAAAUUUAAAAUUUAAAUUACCACCAAAUGUUAAAAUAAUUAAAUACUUUUCAAAUAGAUAUUUUCAAUUUUUAGAUAAUUCCUUACCAUUAACUCAUUUUAAAACUCACUCUAAAACUGAAUUUCUUUAUAAUUCUGAUCCAAAUUAUUCAAUAUCUUUAAAAAUGUGUAAAGAUCAUGUAUUAUCUCAUACUAGUUAUAAAAAUAAUAAAAUAAAAUAA
Messenger RNA from Dictyostelium discoideum AX4, 1938 nucleotides. RefSeq lists its product as hypothetical. Bases 1 to 1938 code for a protein of 645 amino acids. Lineage: Eukaryota; Evosea; Eumycetozoa; Dictyosteliales; Dictyosteliaceae. The transcript has a single exon. The record is from RefSeq and is a predicted model, not a curated record.